Calliphora vicina (urban bluebottle blowfly) is the source of this 2626-nucleotide messenger RNA. It is a transcript of the gene WASp, whose product is annotated as WASp. Bases 189 to 1859 code for a protein of 556 amino acids. The transcript is spliced from 7 exons. Gene Ontology annotation, biological process: actin filament organization. NCBI's taxonomy places the organism in Eukaryota, Metazoa, Arthropoda, Insecta, Diptera, Calliphoridae. The record is from RefSeq and is a predicted model, not a curated record. Gene Ontology annotation, molecular function: actin binding.
AAAAAUACAACAACGUUCGACGUUACUAAACUGAUUGUUUGUGUGAAUGCGUGCUUACGUGUAUGUGUGUUGGAAUUAAAAUAAAAUAAAUCACAUAUAAAUUGAAAUAACAAAUAAACAAUUGCUGCGAACGUUUAAUACAUAUUGUAAAACCACAAGAAACAAAUAAAUAAUAAAAUUAAGCUCAAAUGAGCAGAAAUAUGCGACCACCACAGGAAGGAGGUCAGUCGGCACCUCCUACCAUGCGGCCCAAACUUAAUACGUCUAGUUCGUUGCUGACACAAGAUGAAAAUGAGGCUGUGUUUCGUAUGUUGGGACGUAAAUGUCAGACUCUCAAUACAGCUGUGGUACAAAUUUAUAAAACAGAAGCUUCCGCUCAUUCGCACUGGAAGAAGAAAUACACUGGUGUCGUUUGUUUUAUUAAGGACAGUGCUAUACGUUCCUAUUUUCUGCGUGCUUAUUGUUUAAUAAAACAUGAAUUAAUUUGGGAGCACGAGCUGUACGAUGAAAUGAAAAUUAAUAAAGCUCGUCCAUUUCUAAUAACGUUUGAGGGACAGGAUGGUCAUGUUGGUUUAAAUUUUGUUUCGGAAGAAGAGUGUGAUUCAUUUUAUCGUGCUGUCGAUACAACGAUUGAGACCAGAAAUCGCAAAAAAUUGGAAAAACGCAAUAAACGCAAAUCCCAAAUGGCACCCUCCGCACCGCUGGCGCCGCUGCCCAAAGAGCCUGAUUACAACAGUGUACAAUUGCGUAAUAAUUCAAAGAUAGGCACCGUAAACUUUACGCCCGCGCCCAUGCCCCAGCCGCAGCAGCAAGCCCCACCAAAAAAAUUCCUCUCGUCAUUAUCGUCUUCCAAUAAUAAAAACAAAAAAUCAAAAGUCAAUAAAUGUGAUAUUGGGGCACCCACCAACUUUCGACAUGUCAGUCAUGUGGGUUGGGAUGCUGACAAGGGUUUCGAUUUGACGGGCAAUGAAAACGAUGAAGUACUCUCGCAAUUCUUUCAAAAGGCUGGUGUAUCGAAACAUCAACUAAAUGAUCGAGAUACGAGGGCCUUUAUAUAUGAUUUCAUACAGAGCAAUAAUGUGCUGGGCACGGUGAAGCAAGAGAUAGUCGAACAGCCACAAAAUACAUCACCAACAUCACCACCACCGCCACGCGUCACACCGCAAGUACCGACCAGGCAUCAACAUCAACAGCAGCAUCAUCAUGCACAAAAUGGCAACUCAACUAGUUCGGCUGCAGUAACAACCCAAAGAUCAGCACCACCACCGCCUCCACCAGCUAGACAGCCACCACCACCAGUACCUACAACUGUGCCAGGCUUAUCAAGGGCACCUGCGCCUCCUUCUAGGCCACCACCCAUAAAUGCUGCACCACCACCUCCACCAGCUCCCAUUAUGACAGCACCGCCACCACCUCCUCCACCACCAGCAGCUGGUGCUCCACCACCGCCUCCUCCUCCACCGCCCAUGGCUGGACCUAGUGAGAUACCCUCUAUUACCACCACUUAUGCACCGGCUGAAACUAAAGCACCCUCUAGCUUACCAGCGGUUCCUGAUACACACAAUGAAUUUUUGGAGAGUAUACGUAAGGGAGUGCAACUGAAGAAAGUCGACACCUCGGCUCUUAGUACGGGCAGUGGUGAUUCUCGUAGUGAACUUAUGUCCGAAAUACGCAUGGGCAUUGAACUGCGACCAGCCACGCAACGUGAAUUAUCCACAAAUCGAGCUAGUGAUGAAAUAUCCGGUACAGAUGCUUUAGCCGAUGCUCUGCGCAGAGCCCUGCAAGAUCGUGUGCGUGUCUUGCAAUCAUCAGACGAUGAGUCAGAGUCAUCGGGCAAUGAUGACGAAUGGGAGGAUUAAAUUUAGCCGGCAAACGUACGACGAGUAUGUAUAUGUAUCUAUCUAUCUAGUAUGAAUGUAUCUAUGUAUGUUUUAACGAAUGAAUGAAUGACUAUUGUAUGUAUAAAUGGUGGAUUUAUUUUAUAUAAAUUGUAUACCAAUGAUAAACAAAAUACGGCUUUAAAUGAAACGUCGUGUAGUCUUGUACUGUACAUUUCAUGUCAUUUUAACUGUUGAACUUUUACAAGCUAGUUUUGUAUUAGUGUCAACAUUAAUUAGUUCGUUUUUUUAAUGUAAUAAUUUUAAUAAUGCAUUUUUUAAGAUCUUUGCUUAAAAGAGUUUUAUUUUACAGCCUGUUUUAAUAUAAUUUAAAUUAUGUUUUUUAUUUGUAAUUUGAAAAAUGAAAAUCUAAGCUAAAUUUAAACAUUACCUAGGGUUUAAAUGUAGAAAAUACCAAAAACAAACAAUAUUUAAAAUAAAUUUUAUUUGAAAAUAUUUAGAUUUUUUUCCAAUUUGGUGUUUUGUCGUAAUAACUUGAUUUUCUUUUAAAUUAAAUUUUCUAGUCUUUUUUUUUUUUUGUUAAAAAAAACAUAUUUUAUUUUCUUGUUUUUUGUUUUAUUAACUUGACAAAUGUAUACUUUUCCUUUAAAUUCAAGCAUAUCCAGCUCAAUUGAAAUAAAAUUCUUUAAACAUUAUAACAAAAAAACACAAGAAAAUAUCAAUAAAAUUGCCCAGCAAUGGAAAAAACCCUUAAAGUAAUAAUAAAUAAUACAUAUUUAAAUAAAAAA